AUGCCAUUCGGCGAGAAGCACGCCCGUUUCGGGGACUCGAAGAACCGUCUGGAGGACCGCAGCAGAAUGCUGACGAUGAAGUACGGAAAGCAGCAGAUGGCUCUGAUCAGAAAGAGGAUGAAGGUGGAGAACUGGAUCGAAACGGAGGUCACCAAACUAUUCAACGGCAACGAGAACAACGUGAGUCAAAAGAUGAUGUCAAGUAAAAACAUUUCAAUGUUUCGAUUUGAUUCUGUUCUUUCUCUGCCUGACUAUACUCUAGGAACAAUACUAGAUUGUUGUAGAACGUGGAGAUCGAUCUGGACAAGAUCCAGGACCUGGAGGACGUGGCGGCCAAGAGAAAGUACGCAUUCGAGCAACUGCAGAAGGGACACUGCCCGAGCUCGAUGGACAAGAUCAUCGUGUUCCUGGACGAGAUGAUCGUCCAACUCAACACACUCUAA
Messenger RNA from Caenorhabditis sp. 36 PRJEB53466, 443 nucleotides. The record is from the annotation of a GenBank genome assembly. Lineage: Eukaryota; Metazoa; Nematoda; Chromadorea; Rhabditida; Rhabditidae.